This is a messenger RNA of Ostertagia ostertagi, 1059 nucleotides long. The record is from the annotation of a GenBank genome assembly. NCBI's taxonomy places the organism in Eukaryota, Metazoa, Nematoda, Chromadorea, Rhabditida, Trichostrongylidae.
AUGAUAAAGACCAUUUCUCUCAUUGCACUUUUCAGCCUGUUGUUUUCUAUAGGUUGCCGGCAACCGGAGCAAAAGGUAACGGCAGACAGGGUAAUUGGCAAAGGGCAAAUGCCCAAUAUUGCUACCGGUAAAGACAACCGCCUCCAUGUGGUGUAUGGCAGUGGGGAUAGUAUUCUUUAUUCCGUUUCGGGUGAUGGAGGGAAAACGUUUUCAAUACCGGGUCUGGUGGCGGUGUUGCCGGCACUGGCCGCCGCUCACAUGCGCGGACCACAGAUAGCAGCUACCAGCAAAGGGCUGCUGGUACUGGCAGUAACAAAACCGGGCGAUAUUUAUGCUUACACAAAAGACAAUAAUGGCGAAUGGAAAGCGAACGGUAAAAUAAAUGAUAUUGAUACCGUGGCAAAAGAAGGCCUGAUGGCGGUAAGCAGUGAUCAUGAACUUGUUUUUGCAGUCUGGCUGGAUCUAAGAGACAAGCACAAUAAACUGGUGGGCGCAAAGUCUGCAGAUGGGGGUAAGACCUGGUCAACAAACAACAUCGUGUAUGCCUCACCAGAUACUACCGUGUGUGAAUGCUGCAAACCAUCUGUAGUGGUACAGGACCAACAUGUAUAUAUAAUGUUCCGCAACUGGCUGAAGGGGAACAGGGAUAUGUAUUUGAUCCACUCUGCCAAUGCCGGUGAUAGUUUUGAAGCAGCACAAAAACUGGGUGAAGGAAGUUGGGCGCUGGACGGCUGUCCAAUGGACGGCGGAGCAUUGCAGGUCAACAGCAAGGGCAUUCCAGAAACCGUGUGGCGCCGCAAACAAACCAUCUAUGCAUGUAUACCCGGCCAGCCGGAAACCGCCCUUGGGGAGGGAAAGGGCUGUACGCUUACCAUUGCAGCUAACAGGAACAUAUAUGCAUGGACCAACGACGGCAAUAUUAUGAUCCGAAAACCCGGAGGCGCUGACAUCAACCUGGGAAAAGGCCAGCUUCCGCUGCUGAGUAAUAACGGCAAUGCACAGGUGACCUGCAUCUGGGAAAGCGAUAAACAAAUUCAUGCUGCUACAGUAACCUUGUAG